GUCAUUCCAGCAACGACAAUGGCCUUGGCGUCGAGAAAAAGAGCAUGCUGCAAUAACAGGACAGGGAUGUUUCUUUCCUCGAUCUUAAGCGUAAUCACAAUCAUUGGUGCUGUGUAUUGCAUGCUGGUGUCACUCCAGGCUCUCUCGGAAGGUCCUCUCAUUUGUAGCACUCAAGCCAAAAGUACUGUCUCUUGUGAAUUUUCAUUGAAAAACUUAAGUAAUUUUCGUCCUGAGUCCUUCAGUCUGCAGUGGUUCUUCGAAGACAGUUGUAUUUCUCCUACUGAUGUAAAAAACUCCACCAUCAAUGACAUGCUCAGUAACUGGAAAGUACCCGACUCUGACUCUGAAGAAGAUAGACACAGGAUUUUCCACUUCUCAGUAUUUCUCAGUCUCCUGCUGGUUGGAAUCCUUGAGCUCCUGUUUGGGAUCAGUCAGAUACUCAUUGGUUUCCUUGGUUGUUUGUGUGGUGUGUCUAGGAGAAGGAGUCAAAUUGUGUAGCUUAAAGGAUAAUAAACUAGAAUAUCAGUACUUUGAAUAAUUUGAAAA
Messenger RNA from Cricetulus griseus (Chinese hamster), 546 nucleotides. The record is from RefSeq and is a predicted model, not a curated record. Lineage: Eukaryota; Metazoa; Chordata; Mammalia; Rodentia; Cricetidae.